Molecule: messenger RNA, 2472 nt
Organism: Lentinula edodes (shiitake mushroom)
Lineage: Eukaryota; Fungi; Basidiomycota; Agaricomycetes; Agaricales; Omphalotaceae
Exons: 4
Coding region: 1-2472 (823 amino acids)
Source: RefSeq, a predicted model, not a curated record
AUGUACGACGAGAUUAUAGCAGACAGUGAGGGUGAAGAUGAGCUAUUUGGCCCAAUUUCUCCUGCACCCUUUGUUGGUCCAAAAACCACAACUCCCUCUGCUGCAUCGACUUCGGCAAAUGUGUCGACAAUUUCUGAAUUUUCUACCAGCAAAGCUACUGCUAUUGAUUCUAUCUCCAACUUUUCUUCAACUGCUUCGCGUGCUCAUGCCACAUCCACUAUCAUCACCACCGCUACCGCUACUACUUCGCGACCUCGGCCCAAGCCAAAGCCUCUCACGAGAAAUAUCGGCCAUACAAGCGCCAUAUCCUCAGGAAAUAGCUCCAACAACGCUUUUACCGGCAAUACCAGUCAUAUUGAAAUGUUUGAUAUGACACUGAGUAUUGCUGAUCGUGCCAAGAUGCGGAAAAGGAACAAAGAUGGAGAUCAUACAAGCAGUUCCUCAGGCGCACAUGCACAAUCAGAUAUUCUCGAAAUAUCUUCUGACGAUGAAUUAGCUUUACUUCCUGCAAAUAAACUCAAGAAAUCCAAGAAGACGGCAGAGAAGAAUACAACGAAGAAGUCUUCUUCUCUGCCCACCGCUGCUACAACAAGUAAUCAUAUGCGAUACGAUUCUCCAGAUCCUAAUCCCAACCAUUCGUCAUCAUACUCCUUGCCCGUCGUUGCCACUUCCCCCACUCUUGCUCGGAAUGGAAUUCGAGCUUCUUCAAUAAUGCUUCCCCCGUCUGAACCACCGCAGUCCACUCCUUCAGAGAACUUUGAUAUUCCUGCAAUCGAAACUCUGCCUAAUCCUCCUUCAUCUGCUUCUGCUUCCGCCGUCUCGGAGUCGUUCGUCCUCCGAGCUCAGAGAGAUCUCACAGAUUCGAACAUACCACCUACACCUGCUCCGUUCUUUGCAGACCCUUCCUCAUCUCCGUUCCCGGACAAUAAUCCCAACAUUCCUGGCAACAAUUUCAGCAAUACCAACUCAAGAGAAAUUCACACGACAAGAGUCAUAGACUCGGUCUUGAUGCCUCCUCCUCCUGUUCUUUCCCCUGUUGUGCAACCCGAAGCGAAGAAAUCACGGACGAAAAAGAAGAAAGUGAAUGAUGAUGAAGACGAGUACAUGAUCGACAGCGAAGACUGGACAGGUACUGAGCCGAAAGGUAAAGCGAAGAAAUCAAAAUCGAAGGCGAAGGCGAACGACAAGGAUAGAACGGCGACGUCGAAAGAGAAGGGCGGGUCUACCAAGUCCUCUACCAAGGCUAAAGGAAAAGGAAAAGAGAAGGAGGUUCAAGCUGUGUCAAAAAGUCGCGAAUUCAUCGAGGACGACGGAGAAAUUGACGAAAUGCUCAUGUCUACGAUAACGGUUCCUCCUCGGAACACUUCGAUUGCCUCGCCUGCAACUCAAUCUUAUGCUCAGCCUCAGCGUAGUUCCCCUGGAAGCAAACGAGCCCGAGAUGCUUCUGAUGGACAGGGAGAUGACUUCGAUGAUGUGAACGAGGUCCUAGGACAGGGUACGCGGAAGAAGAUGCGUAAGAGUGACGACAAGGAUGAAGCCCGUGACGCAUUUGGCGCGGCUGACGGUGUAGUCGACUUGAGCGGUGGCCUGGACCUGGACGUCGAUAUAGGCCAGUCGACUUCGAGUAGAUCGAGUUUGAGGAAGGGUAAGAAAGGGAAGAAAGGGAGGGUGGUGAUGUCUGAAGAUGAAGAUGAAGAUGCGGUCUCAGAUAUGUAUAUGGAGGAUCAAGGGAGGAAUGCAUUUGACAUGGUUUCUAUCACAACAACAAAGCCGAAGACAAAGCCGAAAUCGAACGCCAAGAAGAGAGUGGUCAGUGGAGAUGAAGAGGAGGGCCACGUUACAGCUGCCGAAGACAUUGGAUCCCUGAAAGAGAACAUAUUACCUUCUCGACCUGAUAUACCACAGACACCUAUUUCUCGAACGCAUAUGGCAAGCGGCUCUUCAAUACAAGCAACACCUGAUACACUUGCUCCAGAUCAAAAGGAUCUCAAAUACCCGUCGUUAACUUCUCGGUACACCAUCGCACCCAAAUCCGCACGCAAGUCAACACCAAUGUCUGAUCUCAUUCGACGAGUCAACUCGAUGCCGAAUUCUCAAUUCAAGAGUCCAAUGCCUAAAGGGGGUAAUAGGAGCGGUGGAGGAAACAAUACACCCAUUAGCCUAACCGCAUACUCUCCCUACCUCAAGUCAUCUCGUUCGUUCCUUUCCCGUAUUGCCCCUCUCCAUCCGAAUAGGCGUACACCUCCGCCACUUCCUCCUGCUCCGCCUCCUCGGAAGAAGACAAGGAAGGAAAUUGAGUGGGAGAAGAAGGAUAAAGAGGAGAGGGAAGAAAUGGAAGAGAGGUGGGAGGAGGAGCUUGUAGAGAGGGUUGGUGGGAUGGGGGAGUGGUUGGGGAUGACAGAGGAUAUGAGGAAGAUGAUGAAGAGGGCAAAGAGAGAUAGGGAGUUGGGGCUUGGGGGGUGGGAAGAGUAG